AUGGACAUGAAUGAUCCAAAAUUUCAUGUUGGUCAACAAUUUGAUGAUAAGCAGCUAUUCAAGAUGGCAGUUGACAAUUAUGCAGUCAAAUGGGGGAAGGAUAUAAAGUGGGUGAAGCAUGAUAAGCAUAGAAUGAGGGUGAAAUGCAAAGCUGAACAUUGUAAGUGGAUGUUGUUUGCUUCUAAAAUUGAUGAAGGUGAUGAUUCCAUUGCAAUCAAGACAAUGGGUCCAGCACACACAUGUGGCAGGACCUUUUACCACAAGAGAGCUAUCUCAGGUUUCUUAGCAAGAAAAUAUGUGGACUUCCUAAGGAUGAACAAGAGAAUAACAGUUUCUGAGUUCAAGGAUAAGGUACAUGCAGAGCUAAAUGUAAACAUUACUAAACCUCAAGUUUAUAAGACAUUCAUGAAGGCAAAAAUUUUGAUCCAUGGGAGCUACAAAGAUCAGUACAACAGAUUGUGGGAUUAUUGUGAGGAACUAAUGAAAGCAAAUCCUGGUUCUACAGUGUACAUGGAAACUACAUUAGAUAAAGAUUCUGGAAAACAAAGAUUUCAGAAACUUUACAUUUGCUUCGAGACACUGAAGAGAGGAUUUAAAUCUGGUUGUAGGAAGAUAAUUGGAGUUGAUGGUUGCCACUUGAGAGGUCCACAUCCGGUUGCAUAUGCAGUAGUUGAAGCAGAAAAUAAGAGGUCGUGGAAGUGGUUUAUUGAAUUCUUGAAAUAUGACCUAUCUAUCAAUGAUCAAAGAAAUUGGAGCUUUAUAAGUGAUAGACAGAAGGGUUUAGGAUCUUCAAUUCAGGAAGUCAUUCCAAAUGUCGAGCACAGACAUUGUGUAAGGCACUUGCACAACAACUUCAAAAAAAAUCAUCCGGGUGAAGCAUUGAAGGAAAGAUUUUGGACAUGUGCAAGGUCAUCGUACAUGAGGAUGUUCGAAAAUCAUAUGGAGUGUUUAAGGGAUUAUGAUGUAGCUACUUGGAAGUGGUUAAAUGACAACACCUCUCCCUAUCACUGGUCAAUAUCACACUUUCGAGUGGCUGUCAAGUGUGACAUUCUCCUUAAUAAUUUAUGUGAAAGCUUUAAUUCGAUCAUAAUGGAUGCAAGGGAAAAGCCAAUCCUUGGAAUGUUUGAGACUAUCAGAAUCUAUCUAAUGGAAAGGCUUCGUACAAAAAGGGAGUGGAUGAAGAAAAUGAGUGAUAAGAUCUGCCCAAAAAUUCAAAAGAAACUGGAGAAGGCAAAAACAGAAGUAGCUGCAAACAUCGCGAGAUGGUCUGAUCAAGAUAAAUUUGAGGUUACACAUAUGUAUGGAGGCAAACAUGUGGUGGACUUAAAGCAGCAGACUUGUAGCUGCAGGAGAUGGGAGUUGACUGGAUUGCCAUGCUGCCAUGUGAUUUGUUGUAUUUCUUUAAUAGGUCAAGAGCCAGAAAGUCUUGUUCAUCAUUAUUACUCGCGAGACAGUUACUUGAAAGCUUAUGAGCCAGCAAUUGCUCCUUUGAGUGGUCCAAAUGUUUGGGUGCAAUCGGAUAAAGAUCCUGUCUUACCACCCUUGAAGUUGAAAUUACCUGGUCGGCCAAAGAAAGUAAGAAGAAGGGAACCGGAAGAGCCUAGGCCUAAUUCGAAAGGGGUUACCAAACUUUCUAGAUCUGGCCUUGUUAGAAUGACAUAUCAAGUGUUCGGGAAGGAGCCGGCUGAAGUACCUCUGGAAUCCAGCUCAAUGCCAGAUGUUCCAAGUGGUGAUAAAGCACAGGCUGUUAUUGAUGAACAAGAAGUUAUUGAUUUACAGCCAUCGGGUCAAGAAGAACUACCUGAAGUGCAAAAGAAAUUCACCAAGUGUUCCUUCUGUCAUGGCUUAGGACAUAACCGGCAAACAUGUGCAACCUGGCAAGCUCAAGCAUGGAGAAAAAGAAAGGCUGCUAUGACUGUUUUUGGUCCAUUCCCUCCAUCAAAGGGAAAAAUGAUUAGGAAAAAGGAGAAAGCACAUAGGCUGUUAGAUGAAGAAGAUGAUAUUGUCGCCCAGUCAAGUUAA
Messenger RNA from Coffea arabica (coffee), 2022 nucleotides. RefSeq lists its product as uncharacterized. Lineage: Eukaryota; Viridiplantae; Streptophyta; Magnoliopsida; Gentianales; Rubiaceae. Gene Ontology annotation, biological process: DNA transposition. The record is from RefSeq and is a predicted model, not a curated record. Gene Ontology annotation, molecular function: transposase activity; DNA binding; zinc ion binding.